AUGUUGGCCAUCGUCGAUCCAGGCACCCCUCGGCACCCAGAGCACGAGAUAUUCUCCUCUCCGGCCAUGCGGAUGUUCCAGCGGAUAUCAUUCGGUCUCCUCCCAAGCUUCAUACAGCGGAGGGUGCGCCCUGGCUACAGCAAGCCCCCCCGACUGCAUCCGACUUCAUAUCUAGAUGGUUUGCGUGGCGUAUCAUCGUUCAUCGUGUUCAUGGGACACUAUACCGAAGAAACCCUGGGCUGGUAUACGGAGCCGUACGGGGCCUUCGAGGAUGGGGCCCCUUCUUCUCCCUUACAAUUACCGUUUGUGCGGGUGAUCUACUCACCUCGGCCGAUGGUUCAUAUCUUUCUAAUCAUAUCCGGAUUCGUGCUCUCCUACAAGCCGCUCAAGCAGAUUCAUUCACAACAGUACGCCGCCCUCGCCAACACUCUCUCGUCCUCCGUCUUCCGCCGGGCCCUGCGACUAUUCCUCCCCUCGUUCAUUACCAUGUUCAUCAUGGGCAUAGCCCUGUAUUACGGCUUGUCGGUACCACGAUACGCCCAACGGGAAAUAUCUCUAUCCGGGCAAUUGAGUAACGUCUGGAUGACCUGCUUGGGAUUGCUAGGGGCGUCUUGGGCAGUGAACGAUCUUGGGUACCCUCAACCGCCGUACAACCCGGCGCUGUGGACGAUUCCGGUCGAGUUCGCGCAAUCGUUAUUGCUCUUCGUGGCUAUUCUCGGACUCUCGCGGUGCGUGACACAUGUCCGCCUCUUCUUACUCUUCGGCUUGAUGACUUUCUGUUUCCACGGUGGCCAGCUCUACACGGUGGAAUUCCUGGGUGGGAUGUUCAUUGCGGAAUUGACACUUCUGCAAGAACGCUCGCUCCACUCACCGAAACCAAGCCCCACCCUCAUCCCCAAAUUCGAAGAGAGACCAGUUGUGCCAGACUGUGGAUCCUCGGUCGGGUCACGGCUGAUCCAAGCAUUUUGGAUCGCAAAUGUCAUCAGCGGCCUCUUCAUAGCCUCUUGGACCAAUGGCCAUGUGGAAGAGGCAUGGGGGAUCCGUUUCCUGGACAAACUCACCCCGGCUCCGUACAAUGGCCAGCGAGUCUGGUUCUGCCUCGGCGCUUUCCAGAUCGUGGCUGCUUGCACGCAGCUGCCCUCCCUCCAGCGGAUAUUCACCACGGAAAUCCCGCAGUACUUGGGGAGCAUCUCGUACGCUCUGUACCUGAUGCACAACCUGUGUCUGACGAUCUUGGAGCCACGCUUUAAUCCCAUCUUCGGGGAGGUUUUCAGCAUGAAGACGUUCUGGGGCCGACAGCUGACGUGGUUCGCGGGGCUUGCUGUAUAUGUGCCGGUGGUCAUCUGUGUCGCUGAUCUGUUUUGGCGGCUUGUCGACACUCCGACCGUCAAGUUUGCGAAGUGGGUUGAGGGAAAGUGCGUGGUUGAGAAGAAGUCGUGA
This is a messenger RNA of Drepanopeziza brunnea f. sp. 'multigermtubi' MB_m1, 1440 nucleotides long. RefSeq lists its product as uncharacterized. Gene Ontology annotation, cellular component: membrane. Gene Ontology annotation, biological process: polysaccharide biosynthetic process. Gene Ontology annotation, molecular function: acyltransferase activity, transferring groups other than amino-acyl groups. NCBI's taxonomy places the organism in Eukaryota, Fungi, Ascomycota, Leotiomycetes, Helotiales, Drepanopezizaceae. The record is from RefSeq and is a predicted model, not a curated record.